AUGAAGUUCACCAUUGCUCUCGCCAUCGCUGCCUUGACUACCUCCACUAUCGCAGCAGACUGUUCUACCCUCAGACCACUCUACUCCCAAUGUGGUGGUGUUCAAUACACCGGUUGCGGAACGUGCGCUAACAACGCUAUUUGUACCUACGUCAACGCCUACUACUCCCAGUGCUACCCAAAGCCCUAUUAA
This is a messenger RNA of Orbilia oligospora ATCC 24927, 192 nucleotides long. RefSeq lists its product as uncharacterized. The transcript has 3 exons. NCBI's taxonomy places the organism in Eukaryota, Fungi, Ascomycota, Orbiliomycetes, Orbiliales, Orbiliaceae. The record is from RefSeq and is a predicted model, not a curated record. Gene Ontology annotation, molecular function: cellulose binding. The coding region runs from base 1 to 192 and encodes 63 amino acids. Gene Ontology annotation, biological process: carbohydrate metabolic process. Gene Ontology annotation, cellular component: extracellular region.